CGCAUCUGGGGCACCCGCCGACACCAUGCCGCAGAAAGUCGUCGACACGCCCUAUCCACUCAUCGACGCUGACCCUCAUGCGUCCCGCGUAAUCCGCUACAUGCGCCCGUCCGACCUCGGGGUCUGGGCUGCUGCCACCGGCGCGUUCCCUGCUGCCUUGUACUUCUGGGACAUGGCAGAUCCUACUAAGUUCAAGCUACGGACACAUCUCCGUCUCGGCGGCCUGCUCGGAUUCGUAGGUGGAUUCCUCAUGGCGUACCAACGGUCAAGCCUCCGCUUCUGGGGCUGGACUGAGAACAAGCGUGAGGAAGCGCUUGACCACGAGGAACUGACCGCUCGUGCCCAGCAAGGCUUGCCGCUGUAUGGGGAGUCCUCCCAGCCAGGGUGGGUCCAGACCGCUGCAUACAGGAACUCUGUAUUCUCGCAACUGAAGUUCGGUACUUUCCCCAUGUUCAACCUGGUUGAUCACCCACACCAUGGCACGGACCCGGAGAAGUACAAGCCUGAUUCGUCAUAGACGUGAUCCACGCUGUGGUCCUCACUUUACAAUCCAUACUUUCAUCUUCUUUCGCCAAUGUUCAGUAAGGGAUUUGUUUGACAGUCGCUCUGAUCGGUAGGAA
Messenger RNA from Postia placenta MAD-698-R-SB12, 620 nucleotides. RefSeq lists its product as hypothetical. The coding region runs from base 26 to 517 and encodes 163 amino acids. Lineage: Eukaryota; Fungi; Basidiomycota; Agaricomycetes; Polyporales; Adustoporiaceae. The record is from RefSeq and is a predicted model, not a curated record. The transcript is spliced from 5 exons.